Messenger RNA from Mercurialis annua (annual mercury), 1420 nucleotides. RefSeq names its product gibberellin 2-beta-dioxygenase-like. The record is from RefSeq and is a predicted model, not a curated record. Gene Ontology annotation, biological process: response to light stimulus; gibberellin catabolic process. The coding region runs from base 171 to 1187 and encodes 338 amino acids. NCBI's taxonomy places the organism in Eukaryota, Viridiplantae, Streptophyta, Magnoliopsida, Malpighiales, Euphorbiaceae. The transcript is spliced from 3 exons.
UCUCUAUAAUCUCCCCAUUCACAUACACUCUCUACUUUCUCUCUCUAGUUUCUCUCUCUAAAACUCAUAUUUAUACUCACCACCUUCUCUAAAAUUUCUUGUUCUUGAGUUUAAUUCUUCUGCUUCUUGUUUUUUUUGGUUUGUGUUAAGUUUAAGCAAUUUUUUUAAAAAUGGUGGUUCUUUCUCAAACAGCAUUAGACUAUUACUCUCUGAUGAAAACAUGCAAGCCAACGUCUGGUUUAUUCAAUGGAAUACCAGUGAUUGAUUUGAAAGACCCUCAAGCCAAAUUUCUUAUAGUUGAAGCUUGUAAGGAAUUUGGUUUUUUUAAGUUGGUGAAUCAUGGUGUUCCGUUUGAAUUCAUGACAAAAUUAGAGUCUUUGGCUUUGAAUUUCUUUAAUCUUCCUCAGUCUGAGAAGGAUAAAGCUGGUCCGCCUGACCCUUUUGGCUAUGGUAAUAAAAGAAUUGGCCCUAAUGGUGAUGUUGGCUGGAUUGAAUAUCUUCUGCUCAAUACAAACUCCCAAAUUACUUCCCAUAAUAUCCUCUCCAUUUUCAAAGAAAACCCAGAAGUUUUCAGGUCUGCUGUGAAAGAUUAUAUAACUGAAGUGAAGAGAAUGUCCGACGAAGUGUUGGAAUUGAUUGCGGAAGGGUUAGGGAUUAAGCCGAAGAAUGUGUUGAGUAAGAUGCUGAGGGAUGAGAAAAGUGACUCAUGUUUCAGGCUAAAUUACUACCCGACGUGUCCGGAGGUUCAGCUUCAGGCAUUGAGUGGUAGAAAUUUGAUUGGAUUUGGGGAGCAUACAGACCCACAGAUCAUAUCUGUCUUGAGAUCUAAUAACACCACUGGGCUCCAAAUCUGUUUGAAAGAUGGGACUUGGGUUUCAGUUCCACCUGAUCAGUCCUCCUUUUUCAUCAAUGUUGGUGAUGCCUUGCAGGUGAUGACUAAUGGAAGGUUUAGAAGUGUGAAACAUAGAGUUUUGGCAGACACAAAAAGAUCAAGAAUUUCAAUGAUAUAUUUUGGAGGCCCACCUUUGAGUCAAAAGAUUGCAGCUUUACCUUGUGUAAUGAAAGAAGGUGAAGAGAGUUUAUAUGAACAAUUCACAUGGUGUGAAUAUAAGAAGUCAGCUUAUAAAUCUAGGUUGGCUGAUUAUAGGCUUGGGGUAUUUGAGAAAAAUUGCAGGCCAAUUGUGUAAUCACAAAAAAAAAAUGAAAAAAAAAUGUAAUUUUAGGGUUUUGUCAAUGGUCAAAAUUAGGUUUGAAAUAGUUGACUUAUGUUACUAUAGAUGGAAACAUAUAGGUUUGCUUUUUUACUUUUCUUUAUGACUUUUUUUUUUAUUUUUUGUUUCUAUUUUUUUUUUUGCCUAUAGCCAUCUUUGUUUAAUCGUAACAUUUCUAUUUAUAAUGCAAGUUCUUCAUUAUCAUGUUA